Molecule: messenger RNA, 1701 nt
Organism: Acipenser ruthenus (sterlet)
Lineage: Eukaryota; Metazoa; Chordata; Actinopteri; Acipenseriformes; Acipenseridae
Product: latent-transforming growth factor beta-binding protein 4-like
Exons: 1
Molecular function (GO): calcium ion binding
Source: RefSeq, a predicted model, not a curated record
AUGGUAUGCCACAGUAACGCGGAGUGCAUGAAAAGGAUUGACGGGACCGCCAUGUGCAUGUGCAAAAAUGGAUUCAGUGGGAAUGGAGUCCAAUGCAGUGACAUCAAUGAGUGUGUCAUCAUUCCUAACCAGUGCCACAGCAAGGCAACCUGUGUGAACACUCUGGGAAGCUACAACUGCCUGUGUACGUCUGGCUACACCGGCAACGGAUUUGCAUGUGAUGACAUCAACGAAUGUCUGUCAGAGAAUGGCGGGUGUCACAGCGAUGCCAUCUGCACCAACACAGCGGGAGGCAGAACCUGCAGCUGUAGACCUGGCUUCACUGGGAAUGGGUUUAUAUGCAAUGACGUGAACGAGUGCUCCAAAAUAGGGAUAUGCCACUGGUAUGCAACAUGUGACAACACACCAGGUUCCUACAUUUGCACUUGCAAUAAAGGGUUUAAGGGCAAUGGAAAUUAUUUGUGCUUGGACAUCAAUGAAUGUGCUGAGGUGCCAGGAAUCUGCUCAGCAGCCUUCGGAUAUCAAGGAUGCAAGAACCAGCCUGGCUCUUACACAUGUUCGUGUGCCCAGGGAUACCAGAACAAUGGAAAUACCUGCACUGACAUCAAUGAGUGUGAAAUCAACUUCUGCAGUCCGUUUUCAAGCUGCAUCAACCUUCCCGGCUCUUACAGCUGCACCUGCAAACCUGGCUAUAGUGGAAAUGGCUUGACAUGCGUAGACAUUGAUGAAUGCACUGGAGCAAAUGACUGCCACCCUAAAGCCAAGUGCAUCAACUUUCUGGGGAGCUAUAACUGUUCCUGUUAUCCAGGGUAUUUGGGCAAUGGAGUCUCCUGUAUAGAUAUCAAUGAGUGCUCUGUAGCAAGCAUGUGCCCCGCUGAAGCCAAGUGCAUCAACACUGAUGGCUCCUACCGGUGUGACUGCAGUCAAGGGCUUGCCUUCAAUGGCAGCAACUGUGAAGACAUUGACGAGUGUGCUCUUAGCCGCUGCAGCCAGCAUGCAACUUGCUUGAAUCUCCCCGGCUCCUUUUCGUGCAAAUGCAACAGUGGGUUCAGCGGGAUUGGCACCAGGUGUGACGACAUUGAUGAAUGCCUGGUAAACAACGGGCAAUGCCACUCUGAAGCUACUUGUAACAACCAGAUUGGUGCGUACACAUGCACCUGCAAAACAGGUUUCUCUGGUGAUGGGGUUUACCAAUGCAUGGAUGUAGAUGAAUGCAAAGUUGACCAUGGCGGCUGCCUUAACAAUGCCACUUGUACAAACACUUUAGGGUCCUUUUUAUGCCGGUGUGCCGGUGGAUUUCAGCUUAUCAAUGGUACCAUCUGCCAAGACAUUGAUGAAUGCGUAACAGGUUCUGGGCCUUGCCAGUCUAAUGAACAGUGUGUUAACAGCCCAGGCUCCUAUCAAUGUCUGUGCAAAAGGGGCUUUUCCAAAGCAAAUGGAAUAACUUGCAUGGAUGUAGACGAAUGCCUCGGUAAACCGUGUGAUGCCAACGCUAUUUGCAGCAAUUCGUUUGGUUCAUUUACCUGCACCUGCAAUGCUGGGUUUGCAGGACAAGGAUCCAUAUGCACAGAUAUUAACGAAUGUAACCUCACCAGUGUUUGCCACUCAGACGCCACCUGCAGUAACUUUCCAGGAAGCUACCUGUGCAAGUGUUUAGAAGGAUUCAAUGGAGACGGGCAUCUGUGUACAGAUGUAAAUGAA